UUAUUCAUGCCUCGUAAGCCUGCGUUUUCUCCGUUUAAUGAAUGUGCUUUUCGUACUUCUGUCCGGAAGAUACACAAUCGGUGUUUCUUGCUCUCUUUUUUUCGAUAAAUUGCGGUUGUACACGACGUCGAUAAUUGUAAGAAAGGUCAUAAUAACAAGGGAAAAAAAUUGAAAUACGAUGUUUGGACCGGGAGCAGCGCCAAUUGUAGUUCUGAGCCAGAACACGAAGCGAGACAGCGGAAGAAAAGUGCAGAGGGAGAACAUUCAGGCGGGUAAGGCAAUUGCUGAUGUUAUUAGAACAUGUCUGGGUCCACAAGCUAUGUUGAAAAUGUUGAUGGAUCCAAUGGGUGGCAUUGUAAUGACAAACGAUGGAAAUGCGAUCCUACGUGAGAUUACUGUGCAACAUCCUGCUGGAAAGUCCAUGAUAGAAAUUGCCAGGACUCAGGAUGAGGAAGUGGGAGAUGGUACUACGUCAGUCAUUGUCCUGUCGGGUGAGAUCUUGGCUACUGCUGAACCAUUUUUGGAACAAAACAUGCAUCCCACUGUCAUCAUAAGAGCAUAUCGUCAGGCCUUGGAAGAUAUGGUCACAAUCCUUAAUGAGCAGAUCAGUAUUGAUUUAGAUUGCAAUGAUAAAAAGAAAUUAAUCCAGGUGAUAAACUCCUGCAUAGGCACUAAAUUUAUCAGACGCUGGUCUGAAUUGGCAUGCCAGAUUGCUUUGGAUGCUGUUUAUAUGGUAAUGCUUGAGGAAAAUGGCAGAAAGGAGAUUGACAUCAAACGUUAUGCUAAGGUAGAGAAAAUACCAGGUGGUACAAUAGAGGACAGUGUUGUUUUAAAGGGUGUAAUGAUCAAUAAGGAUGUGACACAUCCAAAAAUGAGACGUUACAUCAAAAAUCCGAGAAUAGUGUUGCUAGAUUGCCCAUUGGAAUACAAGAAGGGCGAAUCUCAGACGAAUAUAGAGAUAAUGAAGGAUACCGAUUUUACGAAGAUCCUAGAAUUAGAAGAGGAGCAUGUAAAGAAGAUCUGUGAAGAUAUUAUUUUGGUGAAGCCGGAUGUGGUAAUAACAGAGAAGGGUGUAUCCGAUCUUGCUCAGCAUUAUCUUGUCAAAGCCGGCAUAUCCGCGAUACGCAGGCUACGAAAAAGUGACAUUAAUAGAAUUGCUCGUGCUUGCGGUGCCACCGUCGUGAAUCGUACGGAGGAAUUAAAGGAAGAGGAUGUUGGUACAGGAGCUGGCCUUUUUGAGAUCAAGAAGCUUGGCGACGAGUAUUUCUGUUUUAUCACAGAAUGCAAGGAUCCUAAGGCUUGUACCAUUAUUCUGAGAGGAGCCAGUAAGGAUGUCUUGAACGAAACUGAAAGAAAUUUACAAGAUGCGUUACAUGUCGCCAGAAAUCUUCUCAUCAAUCCGAAACUUGUACCAGGUGGCGGAGCAGUGGAAAUGGCUGUAUCGCGGCUGUUAACUGAGAAAGCGGCGGGUCUUGCCGGUGUAGAACAAUGGCCAUACAAAGCGAUCGCACAGGCUUUAGAAAUCAUUCCCAGGACUCUGGCACAGAAUUGCGGUGCGAAUACUAUUAGGACUCUGACGGCAUUGCGCGCGAAACAUGCGACGGAAGGAACUACUUGGGGCAUUGAUGGGGAAACGGGUAAAUUAGUUGACAUGAAGGAAUAUGGUAUAUGGGAACCGUUGUCUGUAAAGUUACAGACAUACAAAACAGCGAUCGAGACCGCUAUCCUGUUAUUAAGAAUCGACGAUAUCGUCUCUGGAAUCAAAAAGAAGAAAAAUGAGAAUGAAACCGCACAACCGAGUCAAGUCACGGAGGAAUCUAUGAAGGAAUAAAUAUUUUCGAUAUCCGUGAUGAAGCCUAAUUGCUUUGCAUCUGUUUUAAGAUUCAAGUAUUUUGAAUUCUCACAGGUUCGUCUACUGAAUUUUUAUUUUCUCUGUAUGCAUUUUCACACAUUAAAAAUAAGUUAUCCAGAA
Molecule: messenger RNA, 1972 nt
Organism: Cataglyphis hispanica
Lineage: Eukaryota; Metazoa; Arthropoda; Insecta; Hymenoptera; Formicidae
Gene: CCT3
Product: T-complex protein 1 subunit gamma
Exons: 4
Coding region: 179-1831 (550 amino acids)
Biological process (GO): protein folding
Cellular component (GO): chaperonin-containing T-complex
Molecular function (GO): ATP binding; ATP-dependent protein folding chaperone; ATP hydrolysis activity
Source: RefSeq, a predicted model, not a curated record